This is a messenger RNA of Funneliformis geosporum, 603 nucleotides long. The record is from the annotation of a GenBank genome assembly. NCBI's taxonomy places the organism in Eukaryota, Fungi, Glomeromycota, Glomeromycetes, Glomerales, Glomeraceae.
AUGUCUACCUCUAAUGACGAAAUGUAUACUGGUCUCCUUGUAACCUAUCUGCGGGGACUUACUUCUGAUCACUGGUCAUACAUAGAUUUUUUGAGACUAAACCGUGAUAAUAUCGUUGAUUAUCCACCAUUUACAGAGGAUUUGAAUGGUCUUGAUGGAACCUGGUUUAGGAGAUUUCUUCGAGCAGUGCAAGACCUAAAACCAACAAUAUACGACACUAUAAAAGGGAAGCUUGUGCUUAAAAGCACCCUUGAUGCAGAAGGUCUUGGCCUGUUAAAUGUGGCAAGUAGGCUACAAUCGCGGAAGGUUACCCUGGAUUACGAAGACCAGAUUGCAAAAUUGAUACCCUCUUCUGAUAAGCGUUCUCUUGAUAAUACCUCAGCGGAUGAUAAAUCUACAGCUAAGAGAGUUAAAAUCUUUAAUAAAGUUGAAACUCUGGAAAGCACGGAACAACAAUUGCAAAAUGCCGGAGAUUAUAAUACACCACCCCCUCCUUACAAUAAUACACGUAUGAUGUCUUACAUCUCAAAAAUACCCAUUAUCACUGGAACAGACAAGUGGUAUUCAUCCCAAAGUAGAAGAUAUGUUAAAUUAGAUAGUUAA